Molecule: messenger RNA, 534 nt
Organism: Suillus discolor
Lineage: Eukaryota; Fungi; Basidiomycota; Agaricomycetes; Boletales; Suillaceae
Exons: 1
Molecular function (GO): protein binding
Source: RefSeq, a predicted model, not a curated record
AUGGCACUUUCUGCUUCUGCAGAUGGAAGCGAGACUGCCCUCAUUGAGCAGUGCGGCGCUCACAUUGGCGAAGACACGGUUGCAUCAUCCGAGUCCGUGCCCGCCCUUCGCUUUCAAAAGAAUACUCUCGCCCAUCUCCCAGUUGAGAUUCUUGCGGAUAUAUUUAUGUACAUCGUAUCAGAGGAGGAGAGUUAUAUGGGUGUAUCCAACCCUGGCGGUGCUCCUACGUGUCUGGCGGUCACGCACGUCUGCAGGCACUGGCGCCAAACCGCCCUCGGGUGCUCGACUCUUUGGGCAUUUAUCGAUGGCGUCUCUGCUCAGUGUCUAGCCAUCAUGCUGGAGAGGUCGAAGAAAGCUGUCCUGGUCGUCAUUUACAAUGAUCCCAAACCGCUACGACAAUGUGGCUUUGAGAAAAUUCUUUUACAGUUACCUCGAAUCAAAUUUCUCCAGUUGUGUCCAUCUCCACCUGAGGCUGAUCGCAUUUUGAACUGCUUAUCAUCGCUACCCGCACCGUUGCUUCAUACAUUCAAAUUC